ACUUUAUAUUUAUUUAACAUUUUUAUUUUUAAUUUUCUUAUUAUUUAUUUAUUAUUAUAGUAAUUAUUACAGUAUUAUUUACGAUGUCGGAAUCUGGAGAUGACUCGUCGGCGUCUACCAUCGCCUCACCACAAUGUUCGCUACACUCCUCGAUAAAUUCCUCACAAGCUUCUUCAACAGCGUCAUCACAAGCUUCCUCACCACCAUCAUCACCGACCGUAGUGUUGUCUAAAUCGCCGAUCAAAAAGGACUUAACCGUCAAGAGGCCUACACUGGCCCAUCCGUCGACUGCUGUCAUGGUGACCACGGCCAUUAAAUCGUUGAAGGAUAAAAAGGGGUCUACUUUGCCCUCGAUUAAGAAAUAUAUGGCCAUCAACUAUCAAGUGGAUUCGGCCAAGUUUGCCCCAUACAUCCGCAGGUAUUUGAAGUCAGCCAUCACCAAGGGUGAGUUGAUUCAGACAAACGGUACCGGUGCCAACGGCAACUUUAAACUGCCAGCUGCCGAGAAAAAACCCGUUAAAAAAGAAAAAAAACCCGUCGCUAAGAAGCAAGCGGGUGUUCUCGUCAAGAAGAAACCGGAAGCGAAAAAACCGAUCGCCAAGAAGACACCCACGGCGACAUCAGGAAAGCGGAGGUCUAUCGAGGGGGUGACGACGACGACGUCCACCACUACGGCUGUUUCAAAAGCUAAGAAACCAAAGAAAGUUCCAACGGACGUUGUCAAACCGAAAGCCAAGAAGACAGUUGAGGUGGCCGCCAAGGCUUCUCCGGCCAAACCAAAAAUAUCGAAACCUGUCGCCAAGAAAGCUUCGACGAAAAAAGUAGCGCCCAAAAAAAAGUAAAAUAGGUAUAAUAUUAUUGUAAGAGUUAAAGCAAUUUAAUUUAAAAAAAGGUCCUUAUUAGGACCACCAA
Molecule: messenger RNA, 912 nt
Organism: Metopolophium dirhodum (rose-grain aphid)
Lineage: Eukaryota; Metazoa; Arthropoda; Insecta; Hemiptera; Aphididae
Product: histone H1-like
Exons: 1
Coding region: 84-842 (252 amino acids)
Biological process (GO): nucleosome assembly; chromosome condensation; negative regulation of DNA recombination
Cellular component (GO): nucleosome; nucleus
Molecular function (GO): structural constituent of chromatin; nucleosomal DNA binding; double-stranded DNA binding
Source: RefSeq, a predicted model, not a curated record